Messenger RNA from Procambarus clarkii (red swamp crayfish), 2793 nucleotides. RefSeq names its product Autophagy-related 4a (gene Atg4a). Gene Ontology annotation, molecular function: protein-phosphatidylethanolamide deconjugating activity. The record is from RefSeq and is a predicted model, not a curated record. Lineage: Eukaryota; Metazoa; Arthropoda; Malacostraca; Decapoda; Cambaridae.
CAAGGAUUUCUGAAAGCCACACACAAAAAAUAUUAAUUCUGGUGUAGUUGUUUGAGGCGAGUUCGAAGCGUGGUGCGGGUGGUGACGUCACAGAGACAACAAACAGUUGACAAGUGACCAUGGACGAGAUCAUAGCAGACCAUGAUUGGAAGAUGGGUCCAUAGAGUUCCAUAUCGGUGGUGCAGAUACCUGGUUUGGAUCAUACAAGCUCUCGAUUCUUACCUUUAUAUUAUUAUUGGGCGACUUCAUAAAUUCUCUAAGAUGAUAGCGUGUAUGACGUACGAAGGGGCAAUGAGUGAACCAGAAGACUUCCCUAAGUCAGAAGAACCUGUAUGGAUCUUAGGAAAAGAGUACUCAACACAGACAGACUUGGAACCUCUUCGUAAUGAUGUACAUUCGAGGAUAUGGCUAACGUAUCGGAGAAACUUUGCUCAGAUUAGUGAUACAACUUACACAUCUGACAAAGGCUGGGGAUGUAUGUUGCGUUGCGGACAGAUGGUAUUAGCUGAAGCUCUUCUCCGAAGACAUUUAGGCAGAGACUGGAUUUGGACUCCUCCAACAUCCAAUGAAACAUACUUAAGGAUCAUGAGCAUGUUUGAGGAUCACAAGUGUGCUACCUUCUCACUGCACAUCAUAUCACAACUAGGAGUGGAUGAGGGCAAGCCAAUAGGAGAGUGGUAUGGACCAAAUACAGUUGCUCAGGUUAUGAGGAAAUUGACACCAUUUGAUGAAUGGAACAACUUUAGUGUUAAUGUUGCAAUGGACAAUGUAGUAAUUAUGGAUGAAAUAAGGUGCAGUUGCCAAAUUGAAGGAGAUCGAAUAUGGCGGCCACUACUACUAUUUAUUCCUCUGCGUUUGGGACUUUCUGAAAUGAAUCCUAUCUAUUUCUCAGGCCUUAAGAAAUGUUUCAAGAUGCCACAAUCCUUGGGACUCAUAGGUGGAAAGCCUAACCAUGCAUCAUAUUUUAUUGGUUUUAUGGGUGAUGAGUUGGUGUUCCUUGAUCCCCACACAACACAGGAGGCUGGAAGUACAGGGAAAAAAAGGACUGAAGAAGAAGUUGAGUUAGAUAAGUCGUACCACUGCCCUUAUGCUCAGCGUAUGCCCUUUGAACACUUGGACCCUUCUCUUGCUUUGUGCUUUUACUGUGGUUCAGAGAAAGAAUUUGAUGAUUUAUGCAAUCGAAUGAGGCAAGAGCUCAUAGAUGCUGAGAAGACGCCACUCUUUGAAUUGGUCCCCACCAGACCUGACUACAUGAAGGAUGACUCGUCUUUUGAGGGAGCUUCUGGAAUUAAUGUGGAGUUUGAAGAUCACCAGUUUGAUUCUGAUGACGAAGAAUUUGAAGUUCUGCAGUGAACCCAUUAAGGAAUAGAGUAAUGGAAUCAUGUUAUUAGACUAUAUUUGAUAUGUGGCUGUCUUUACCUACCAUAAUUAAUCAUUGUUAUUACUCUGAAAACCUAUGUAACUCAGUUUUGUGAAAUGUAUUUAUUUGUGGAAUAUGUUCAAUUGAUAAUAUUGCACUCGCUUAUCUACAUUGAUGUAUUUUGAUGUUGCAUCAUAAAUUACAAAUAUAUUUUUCAUUGAUAUAUUGGAAUGUAAGCUAAGAAACAUUUGUCAGACUUGUAAAUACACUGCAAGAGACUUUUUUCAUUUUUUGUGCUGGCAUUUGUUGCAUUUGGGUGUCAUCCUUCUAGGAGAGAGAUGGUUUUUUUUUGUUUACAACCCAGUUUCGAUUUUAUGUAUGAAUUAUAUUUAUUACAUACAAUACAGAUUGGCACAUUAUAGCUAAAUUGUUUGCACACGUUGCUGCAAAUUCAUGAAAAAUGUAUCCUAUCUUUUCUUUAAAUGUACUGUAAUUUCUAUAUCAAAUCUAUUGUUAGUUUGGCCUUACACGUGUUUAAAACACGAAAAGUAGUGUUUUAAGGGAUUAAAGUUAUAAACUUUCAGAAACAGGAUCAUACACAAAACCAAUUUUGUGUAUGAUCCACAAAUUUGUGUAUAUUGUCAGUCACAUGCCCAAUAUAUAGCUUUUUCAUUCAUGCUAGUGUGAAUCAGUCAAAUCCUCCCAAGUAUUACUGUGCUUAACCAUUGGUAGCCUGUAUUGUACCUGGACAUAUUCAAGGCUUGUUACAGUGUGAGGUCAAAUUCCAAUUGGAACAUUGAACUUCAUUUUAUUGUAUCAAUAUAUGUGUCAACAUCAUGUGUUCCUUCUCAAUUCCUAGAAAGGGAUUGCUGAUCCAGAAAUUUUAUCAAGUAUUUCUCAAUGUUUCAGACAUAUAUGCUUUAAAACUAAUGCUAGGUAAAAUUUUGUGAAAAUACUCCUCCUUUAAUUUAUAAGACUACAAAACACUUCAGUUAUUAAUCAGCCAUCACACUGAAGUGUUGGAGAACCAGAGAGAAGUGUUGUUGAAGAAACAAGAUGUCAAGUUUUAUAUCAGUCAAACAUAAAUGUUUUAGGAUUGUUAAUUGCUGAAAUGUUGGGAAGAUUCUUAGUAUGGUUAUCCCUCAAGUUCUGUAAAAAAGCAAUGUAAAAUAAAUAACAAAUGCAAUGUGACCUAAAAAAAAAUCUGGCCCUCAAUAUCUCCAGUACAGUACUGUACAGUAUUGCAGAAACUUUACAUACAGUUUAAUGAAAGAAUUUGGAAGAGAGGUCUGAACUGAAACAAACUUAAAAAAAAUUGCAAGGAAUCUGAACACACCUACAUAGUAUUUUUUUAUCAAAAUUUUUAAAUAUUCUAUUUUUCCCUUUCAUAGAAUAGAGUAUAUAAGUAAAUAUAGCACAGUAUUAAUAUAAAA